AUGCUUGCACACCUGUGCCGGCGGCGGCUCACCAUCCCCCCCUCUGCAAUCCUCGCCGCCGCCGCCAGCGGCAAGAACCCCAUCCACUCCAACCACGCGCGCGCCCUCCUCUCUCAAAGCUACUCCUCCUCGUCCGCCGUCGAGGCUGCGCCCGACCGCAAGCCCUGCCCCACCACGGUCUCCUACCUGGUUUCCUGCGGUGUCUCCCCCGCCGUCGCCGCAUCUCGCAAGAUCCGCAUCCGGGACACGGCCCGGGCGGACGCCGUUCGGGCCCUCCUGCGCGAGUACGGCUUCUCCGACGCGGAUAUCACCCGCACGGUGCGUAUAGAACCGCUGCUGCUCACCUUCGAUCCCGACCGUACCAUUCGCCCCAAGCUCGACUUCUUCCAAUCGCUAGGGAUCCAGCCCCGCUUGCUCCGCACCGAGCCCCACAUCCUCGCGCGCAGCCUCGACAGACACAUCGUACCCUGCGUCGAGUUCCUCCGCACCAUCCUUGGUUCCGAUGACAACAUCCGCAUCGCCGUCUCCCGCGUGCCCCGCGCGCUCAUGGCCGACCUCGACAGCGCCAUGCGCCCCGCCGUCGAGGCGUUCCUCAGCCAGGGUCUCUCCAAGGAAGCCAUCGCCAAGCUUUUCAUGAUCCACAUGGGAAUGAUCAAGACAUCGCCCGAGCGCAUCCGCGAGGCCUUCCAUGACCUCAAGGCGCUCGGCUUCCGCGUCACGGAUACGGGCUUCCUCUACGCCUUCCGCGUGAUUGGCAGCCUUAGGAGGGAGACGUGGGUGCGCAAGGUGGCGCUUUUCCAGAGCCUCGGGGUGUCCGAGGCUGACCUGCUCAGGGCGUUCAAGACGCAGCCCACCAUACUGCUCGUCGGAGAAGAGACCAUGAAGAAGAAGUUCAGGUUUUUCCUGGACGUGCUGAAGGUUGAGAUAGAUGAUGUGAUGGCGCAGCCACUGACUCUGGCGUUGAGCUUGGAGAAGAAUAUCAUGCCAAGGUGCGCCGUGCUGAGCGUGUUGAUGAGGGAGGGUAAGGUUGAGCGGACACAGAACUUGAUUACCCCACUGCUUUCCAAUUCUAAGGUCUUCUCGCAGAGGUAUGUGUUGAGGUAUGCUAAGGAUGUGCCUGAUGUUGUUAAGGCAUUUGAGGGCAAGAUUAAAUUUCAAGGGUUUGGCCGUUUGGGGUUCGUGGCACUGAAUGACUGA
This is a messenger RNA of Miscanthus lutarioriparius, 1197 nucleotides long. The record is from the annotation of a GenBank genome assembly. NCBI's taxonomy places the organism in Eukaryota, Viridiplantae, Streptophyta, Magnoliopsida, Poales, Poaceae.